Molecule: messenger RNA, 6054 nt
Organism: Cuscuta campestris
Lineage: Eukaryota; Viridiplantae; Streptophyta; Magnoliopsida; Solanales; Convolvulaceae
Source: the annotation of a GenBank genome assembly
CCUCGGUCAUUAUUUCCGUUCCGCUGUUGCCCUUCUAAUUUUUUCUCGAAGCGCCGCUGCUCCCUAGCCACUCAGGAAAUCCUAUCGCAGAUCCCUUAGCAGAGAUUAAUUUUGAAAAAAAUUAAACGAUAGCAAAGGAUUGCAGAAGAUUGCAGUUGGUGUCUAUGGAUACUAUCGUCCACGCAGCACUAGAAGAGAUAUGUUCCCGGGGAGUCACCGGCCUUCUUCUCUCUGAUCUCUGGUCCAAGUUGCAGCCGAUACUCAAAACUCAAGCUUUAACUCUGAGCCCUAAAUUCAAGAAGCACUUAUGGGCUAACCUCCUCGACAUUCCACACCUCCAAUUUGAGUCCAGUGGAAUCAAAUAUGGGCCUCACCAUGAUCUCAUUUGCUCUGUUGAAGAUUCCGAACGACUCAAUCUGAAAAUUGUUGCACCUGAGCAUCUCCGAGAUAGCUUCGUCGGGAUAUACGAUGCGGAUGCAUCAGAUACAAAAAUUUCGCCUUCACAGCGCUGUGUUCUCGAACGCCUAGCCAUUGCCAGAGGUGAUGGAAUUACACAAAAUGAGCUCGCAAAAGAAUUUGGCAUUAGUGGGAAUGUCAUUUUCUACACAUUGAAGAAACUAGAGAGCCGUGGAAUGAUUGUAAGGCAGUCCACAAUUGUUAAGGCAAAAGAACUUUCUAAUGCAGACCAGUCAAAGCAUGCUCCUGCUGUUAACACCAAUAUGGUCCACUUGUAUCGCUACGCAAAACAUUUGGGUUGUCAAAAAAGGCUUGAAAUCACCAAGGAUAAAUCUUUGGCCGGCAAUGAGAGUAGCAUAGGAAAUGCUGCAAGCAGGGACUGUUUUGCUGAAGAUUCAACUAAAGAGGAUGUGCACAUUAGAGAUUUUCUGCCUGCACUAAAAGCUAUAUGUGAUAAGCUUGAAAAAGCCGAGGGAAAGGCAUUGGUUGUUUCGGACAUUAAGCGGGAUCUUGGUUACCAAGGAACCAGCGGGCAUAGAUUGUGGAGAAAUAUUUGCCACAGGUUGAAAGAGGCCGGUAUGGUGGAGGAGUGUUGGACUAAAGUGGAUGGUAAAAUAAGUACGAAGGAAGUCGUUUGCCUGCGCCUGUUGAAGGAGUUUUCACCAAAGCAUUUUGAGCCAAAAUCUCGUGCACGUGACAGUGAUGAUCUUCUCACAGAACAACCUACAAAAUUGGCAAGGAGAGGCCAAAUUACAGACCAGCUUGUAGAGCUCCCGAUUGAGCAUCAGAUUUAUGAUAUGAUUGACACUGAAGGAUCUAGAGGGUUGCAGAUCACUGAAGUUUGUAGAAGACUUGGGAUAAACAGCAAGCAGUACUCUGGACGAUUUCGUGAUGCAUUUUCAACACUUGGGAUGCAUCUAGAGGUUGAACGUCCUAAUAGAGGUCUUGCUUACAGGGUCUGGACUUCGAGAAACUGCCAUUCUGAACAACCAAAUGUAACUCCAGACAAAGUCAUGAAAGGAAAUUCAGAGGGUAGUUUACUUGUAAUGGGCCAGCACACUGAAGAUAUAAGCGCCUCACUUUCCAGUGACUAUUCUAAAGGUAAUGGUGAAAAUAGUAUCACAGAAGUUGAACGUGAAGGUCCUAGUAAUCUAAUACUGGACGGGGAGGGUAGCUCAACCUUACUCUCUUUGACUAAAUCCCAGAACUCAGAACCAGAAACAAGCCAUACAGUUCCAGAUUCAGGGCUACAUAUAGUGAGCUCAGAAUCAUUUGAUGCUGGUCAAGAUGAAACACUUCCCGUCGCUGUAUCUAUACCUUCCAAACGCCGAUCACAUCAGAGGUAUCCAUGUCUUACAGCAGUUGCUAUCAAUGCACAGAGGGAACAACGGAUACUUAAGAUGUUGCAGGAAGAGAAGUUCCUUAUAAAGCCUGAUCUACAUAGACGGCUUGAUAGCCUUCAGAGUAGCAUGAUGGACAGGAAGACCUUAGAGCGGUGUCUGAACAAGCUUCAGGAAGAAGGGCAUUGCAGAUGCAUUCAUGUUAGUGUUCCUGUUCUCACAAACUGUGGCCGUAACCGCACCACGGAGGUGGUCAUGCACCCAUCGCUAUCCCGAACUCCUGAAGUCCUGGGACAAAUUCACGAGAAGCUAAGGUCUUUUGAAAGACAAGUACGCAGUCAAUCUCGGUUGGAAAAGGGGCAAAUGACUCCUAAACUGAAUGAUGUUCAGAGAAUCCCGAAAGGAGCAAAAUUGGACAGCCAAACUGAGAAAUUAGAAUUGAUGCGUGCUAAUGGAUAUGUUAUGGCAAAGAUGGUUCGAACAAAGCUUCUUCACAUUCACUUGUGGGGUUACAUCUGUAAUUCACCUGGUUGUGAUGAUUUUUUGUCAUCAUGUAAGCAAGGAUAUGACUUGAAAAAUCCACACAGUACUUGUAAGUUGAUCGAUUUAGAUGCUGCAAUCAAAGCGAUGCCGCUUGAAUUGUUUUUACAGAUUGUAGGCUCCACUCAGAAAUUUGACGACAUGAUAAAGAAAUGUAGGAAUAGUUUGUGCCUGUGUGAUCUAUCUCCACAGGAGUACAAAUGUUUAAUGGAUUUGCGAGCAACAGGACGGUUGUCAUGGCUAAUUGACAUCUUACAACGUUUAAAGUUAGUUCGGCUUGUUAGUGGUGAAAAAACAGAAGAUAGAGCUGACAUCUCUCAGACAACUCUUACUUAUUCAUUGGAGAUAAGACCUUAUAUUGAGGAACCUGUCUCUAUUGUUGCAUCAUCUUAUGAUUUCUUUUCGUAUGAUCUUCGCCCUCAAGUUAGACACGAUUUUGUCCUCUCUAGAAUAAGAGCUGUUUAUGAAUACUGGAACACGUUAGAGUAUUGUUACGCUGCUACCAAUCCUAAGGUUGCAAUUUAUGCAUUUCCUGGAUCUGCAGUUCAUGAGGUGUUUUUUUCUAGAUCAUGGGCUUCAGUCAGGGUAAUGACAGCUGACCAGCGUGCUAAGCUUCUUAAGCGUGUUUCGAAUGAUUGCUCAAACAAAAAACUCUCCUUCAAGGAGUGUGAAGAGAUUGCUAAGGACCUGAAUUUAACAAUGGAGCAGGUGCUUCGUGUUUCUUAUGAUAAAAGAAAGCACGGUCUUGAUAGAGUUGAGAGAGUCCCUGAGCAAGGAGAGAGUCAGCCCUUAAAGAGUACACAUGCAUCGUCUUCAAAGAAAAGAAGAUUAUCAGGAGCACGGUCCUCAAAAAAUGGAUAUGAUGGUGAAGAUUUAGAAGAGAACUCAGGACCAUCCCGGGUGCCUGAUGUUGAUAAAGACCUGUUCAAUGAGGCACACGAUUCUUUCCCAGCAUCAAUAGAUAAUAGUUCUCAUUUAUGGACGGAUGUGAAUAGUGAUUGUAUGAGAGCUACUGAAGAGCCAGAAUCAAAUGAACAGAAUGAGGAUGAUUCAUGCAUUCACAGGCCUUCUUCAUCAAAGAUGAAUUCAAAGCACAAGAUGAAGUUUUCUUGGACCGAUAGUGCAGACAGGCAAUUAGUGAUUGAAUACGUCAAAUGUCGAGCAGCUCUUGGAGCAAGCUUUCACCGUGUUGACUGGUCCUCCCUCCGAAAUCUUCCUGCACCACCUGAUGCUUGCAAAAGGAGAAUGGCAUUGUUGAAAAGCUAUCCAGAAUUUAGAAAAGCUUUAAUGAGGCUCUCAAAUGUGCUCUGUGAGCGCUAUGUGAAUUACCUUAAGAAAUUUCAGCAUCAAUCAUUGAAUCAAACUGGCAGCACAAUGAUGAUUCUUCAUAAGAAUUCUUUUGCUGAGGAAUGCAAUAAACAUAUCAUGGAUAGGUCCAAUCAUACCACAGUAUCUCUUUUUGAUGAGGAGUGGGAUAAUUUUGAUGAUGACAGUGUAAAAGCGGCUCUUGAUGAUGCUCUACAACUUAAAAAGAAAGCUAAAUUGGUGGCCUCAAAAGAAGCAGAACCUCUUGAUGAUAAGUGUGCAAAGUUCCCUUGUGGCCAAGAUACUGAGAGUCUUGCUCAAAGGAGUAAAGUUUCUGGUUUAAAAUCAUGCUCCAAUCUAAUUGCUCAAAAGCUUGUUAAGCCUUUGAAUGGACGAAUCACUGUCAGUAAACAUGCUCAUGAAUCAGUAGCAAUCGCUAAUGCUCUAGAGCUGUUUAAGCUCAUCUUCCUCAACACUUCUAAAUCGCCAAUGGUUCCAAGUCUGUUAGCUGAAACUUUAAGGCGAUACUCUGAACAUGAUCUGUUUUCUGCCUUCAACUAUCUUAGAGAGAGGAAAAUUUUGAUUGGUGGCAAUGCCAAUAGUCCUUUUGUACUUUCUCAACACUUCUUGCAUUGCAUCUCUCUUUCUCCAUUUCCAAUAAACACCGGAAAAAGAGCUGCUAAAUUUGUCAGUUUGCUACGUGAAAGCGAAAAGGAACUGAUGGCUGAGGGGUUUGCUCCUCCUGUAGAUUUGGAGUGUGGUGAUGUUCUCCAUAUAUGUGCUUUGAUUGCUUCAGAAGAACUCUCAAUUACACCUUGCCUGCCUGAUGAAGGUGUCGGAGAGGCUGAGGAUUCUAGGGAUUCUUCUAAAAGAAAAACUACUCAUAGUGAGGUUGAUGAUGGGGGGCGGUCAAAGAAAUUGAGAACCACAUUUCCUAUUGAUGGUGAGAUCAUCUCCCGUAGAACUAAAGGUUUUCCAGGCAUCCAUUUACAGUUGAGACGCGCAACAAUUUCUAGACUUGAAGCUUUGGAAACAUUCAAAGAAGAGGCUAUGACUACCUCCAGCAUAUUAUCUGGAGACCAUCAAAUUGGUACGUUUUCAUGUAAUAUGUUAUCCAAGUCUGAUGGAGACCUCAGAGAUGAGACACCUCAUCAUUCUGCUUGUCUUUCCACUGAGUCGCCAUGGGAUGCCAUGAAAAGUUAUGCAAAACAUAUUUGGUCAUGUGGUUCUGAAUUAGAAGAAAAUAAUGUGUUGCUCCCUGAGCUGUUUAAGGCUGUUUACUCCGCCAUUCAGAAGGCUGGUGACCAAGGUUUGAGCAUGAAAGAGAUCUCCAUGAUUGCGAACUUGCAAGGGGAAAAGAUGACAGAACUUCUUGUCGGGGUUCUUGAGACAUUUGGAAGAGUUUUGAAGGUCAACGCAUUUGAUUCAAUUCAUGUGGUUGAUUCUUUAUACCGAUCAAAGUAUUUCCUAACCAAUUCCACAGCAGCUAUGUCCAUCUCUGAAAAUCCCACGCACACAAUUAAUGAGAACCCGUUGACUGGCAAUCAUGAAAGCAAUGGUGUUGACUUGCAUAAGGAAACUGCUGCAAAUCAUAGCGAGGUGCACAGAGUCACUAUUCUAAAUCUUCAUGAAGAGGUGCCUGAAGCUUUGACUGGAAUGGAAUCGGGUUUUCAAUCUGGAGGAGUUUUGAAUUUGGAAGUUAGUACUCCAACUAAAGACCAUGACCAUACCAUACUGGAAGGUCAUUCUGUUGGUUCCCAAACAUACCAACGUAUAUUACCUUGGAUAAAUGGUGAUGGAACUAUCAACGAAAUCGUAUACAAGGGACUUGUGCGGCGUGUUCUUGGGUUUGUGAUGCAAAAUCCAGCGAUACUUGAGGAUGAUAUUAUUAGCCAUCUCCAUGUUUUGAAUCCUCAGAGCUGCAGAAGUCUGCUGAAGUUGAUGGUUCUGGACAAUUACAUCAAGGUGCGCAAGAUGCACCAGAGAACAUCGGCACCACCCGCCAUUCUUGGUGGCCUUCUCAGCGGCGGCCAUUCCAAGAAGCCGAAGCUAGUUUUGCGCGAGCAUUUCUUCGCAAACCCUCUUAGCACCACGCUCCUGUGAUCGUACAUUUACAAAGAUUCAACAAUAGCAGCCUCUCCUCCUUUGUGGAAAAAGAUUUGGUGGGUGGCCAUGGGGGGGGUAUGUUUUCGCAGAUUUUACCCCUACUUGGUAGUUGAGAUCUAGUAAAAUCCCACAAAAGUAGAGUGUGCAGAGGAUAUGUGUACCUAAAUCUUAUUACCCCUAUUUGGAAGUAGAGUUUGUUUGGAAGAGUUCCAUGUCUGUAUGUACAUAUACAUAUGAAUCUAAGCGUCCAAGAAGUAAAUAGCAAAUGAGGACGACUUUUUGUACUCAAUAUAAUGCACUCUAAUCU